AUGAAGGGAGCUACUCACAGGGUUGCUAAAAACUCUUCGACAGCCCACGACCGAUUUCGCCCUUCUUGGGGAUCAUCAGGUAGGCGCAGUCCCCGAGUUUCCAUCAACCUUAUUUGCAAACCAAUUAGGUUUUCAAAAGAGACUCAACUACCUGAUGAGCCCCAAGAAGGGCGAAAUCGGUCGUGGGCUGUCGAAGAGUUUUUAGCAACCCUUUGGCCCGAUAUCCGAGAUAUCGCAGUAUAUUUUCAUAAAGGAAACUUUGUUCAUCUUUCAAAAAAGCAAACUGCUGGCUACCUGUUCAUCAUCAUCAUCAUCGACAGCAUAAUAUCAGUGUUCAACACUGACGCUUCACUGUCGUACAACCUCGAUUUAUUUUGUGAAGAAAAGAAUAGAGGUGGGCGAGGAUGGACUACAAGCAUUCAGAGGUGCUUGCACCUACAGACACUGAUUCAGUUAAUCUGGAUAGAAACUGACAACAAAAACGCCAGUGACAUCGGUUGGCAGCCAUAUUGUGCAGCAUUUCCAACCAAGCGCACGAUUAGCACUGACAGCACCCAAGCUUUUUGUAACCCCUCUGCGAGGUCAAGGGUUGGCCACCUCUCUGCUCCCGCCACCCUUAACUGCGCACGGAAAACAGCACUCCCUGGCAAACAAUGGUUGGAUAUAUGUAACACAUGUCCCAACCAACGCAGCUUCUGGUGCCGGACACACCCUUCAACUGAAGUACCCGUUGCACAACCAAAAACUCGCUUUCGGAUUGCCUCGUUAUGGUUUAACCGAUGCCAACCGACACGUGCUAUGGUUCUGAGACAACAAUUUCUGAAGACGUCCCAGCUAUGCUGCUCGAACAGGCCAAGUCUCACAGCCAUACAACAAAACAGCCUGCACUGUAGCUUGAUACACACCUCCGUUGAGAUUCAAGGAUAUAUCACUUCUAUGCCACAGGUGUCCCAAAUUAGCAAACGCGUCCCAGGCCUUGCAGAUUCGUGCAUCGACCUCAUCUGUCACACUAUAAUUAGACUAAUACAACAUCUAAUCUACGUAAAAUGCUUUACAACUUCCAGUACCUCUCCCUGGAUUGUGAGUCGCGUGUUCAGUGACUGCAUGUCCAUGAGCAUGACGUUACACUAUGUAGGUACAGAGUGCAUACCAAAGGAGGGGAUGGCUGUGAUCAAUUCAUCCGAAAACAACUGCGCCUUCUCUUCGAAAAUGAAAACGAUGUUGUCUGCAUAUUCUAGAUCAAUAAGGUUUUCGUCAAAGGCUAUUUUAACACGACAGUUUUAG
Opisthorchis viverrini is the source of this 1284-nucleotide messenger RNA. RefSeq lists its product as hypothetical. The transcript is spliced from 5 exons. The record is from RefSeq and is a predicted model, not a curated record. Lineage: Eukaryota; Metazoa; Platyhelminthes; Trematoda; Opisthorchiida; Opisthorchiidae. The coding region runs from base 1 to 1284 and encodes 427 amino acids.